AUGAAUGUUCCAGUAAUAGUCGCGGCUUCCAAGGCAAAGACAGUCCUGGAUCCAACCAAAUCCUGGACACCUACAAGCAUUCGUUCCCUGCACACCCUCCCCUCCACGAUGAUCUUUCGUAUCAUCAAGUACCUUUCGAACCCGGACAUCCUUUCCCUCGCCCGGGUGACCCAGAGGCUUUACCGGGUCGUCAACCCCGUCGUUUACGAACGCCUUUUUCCGCAAUUUCCCAAAGCGCUAGAAUGGCUGUACAAAAAUGACCAAACGAUGGUUAUCCGCCACUUCGCUCAAGCUGCAGUGAAGUACGAGGGUAGACAUCCAGCUUCCAGACAAGGAAAGACGCAACAAGAGCCGUCCUGGACCACCAUGAAGCGCAGCGAACUGGUAGUCGACAUCCUCCUCUCCACGGACGACCUGAAAAGUCCCUACGCAAACGAAGCGUACCAGACCCCUCUAUCGCUCGCAGCCGAGACGGGAAACGUACGACUUGUGAAGGACCUCCUCUCAAAAGGAGCAAAUGUCAACGCCAUCGACAGUGCCGGCAACUACGGCCGCACGCCCUUGAUAUCAGCUCUCUCCCCGCCGAUGGAACGAACCAAUACUGUCCUCCUCCCCUCCAAAUGGCCAGAGUCCCAGCUCGACCUGCCCUGGUCUCCGCGCCGCAUGACGGAUGAAGGCAUAGAACUGAGCAAGGAACGCAUCAGCAUGGGUCUACCUCCAAUCCGGUACCCGGACCCCACGGCUCGCUACCGCGCCUACCAAAAACGAAAGGCGCGGUACGAAGAACAUUUCACUGAAAAAUCCCCUCACAAACAGAUCCUUCAUCAGCUACUAGGUGCCAAAGCCGAUCUCGAGCUCCGCGACAGACUAGGUCGGUCGCCACUUAUCUGCGCCAUUGCAGGUGGUUCAGUGCCUGUCGCCGAGCUCCUCCUUAUGCGUGGUGCAGACGUGAACGCGCACGGCGGCCUCCCGAGCCCACUCUUCCACGCCGCAGCAAGCGGGGACCUCGAAAUGGUGCAGCUUCUACUUGCGAAUGGAGCCAAUACGCUACCUCGCUCCAGCGAAGAUCCAUGGUCGCCUCCUUGGAUCGCGGCGAAGAACGGGCAUUUCAAUAUUGUUGAAGCGCUACUAAGUUACCCGGUCGAGAGGCCGUAUCUCAACAACAAGGUCACAACCUGGGAGCCUUUGAGGGAUGCGGCAAAGCGGGGCCAUGGUCGCGUCGUCCGGUCCCUGAUCGAGUACCACAAGGCUACCUGGCCGCACUUAUCUCUCGGCGAGGAAGGGCUCUUCUGGGCUGCAUAUGGCGGGUGGGAGAGGGUCUUCCGUAUACUCCUCGAUGCGGGUGCGCCGUUGAGCGGGUCGUGUGAGAGCUUGGAAGGUAUACCGAUUCUGUCGGCUGCUGUGAUGGGGAGGAAUAUCGAAAUCAUCAAGCACAUCCUUGGCAUGAAGGCUGAUGUCAACGUCCGCGAUAGGCAUGGUUGGUCUGCGAGGCACUGGGCGCGCUGGACAUAUAAUAAGGAGGUAAAGGAAUUGCUCCCUGAGGAUGACGAGGGUGAAGCCUUUAACUCUGCAGUGGGGGGGCCAUCUGGACUCUUGCCUCCUCACGGCAAGUUCCUAAGCUGUAUCCCUUAG
Molecule: messenger RNA, 1632 nt
Organism: Aspergillus calidoustus
Lineage: Eukaryota; Fungi; Ascomycota; Eurotiomycetes; Eurotiales; Aspergillaceae
Source: the annotation of a GenBank genome assembly